Motacilla alba alba is the source of this 1516-nucleotide messenger RNA. RefSeq lists its product as uncharacterized. Bases 138 to 914 code for a protein of 258 amino acids. The transcript is spliced from 10 exons. NCBI's taxonomy places the organism in Eukaryota, Metazoa, Chordata, Aves, Passeriformes, Motacillidae. The record is from RefSeq and is a predicted model, not a curated record.
GAGCUGCGGGGGGAGGGAGGAGCCGCGGGGGCGGGCAGGGUGGGAAAUACCCGGGAUGAGGAGCCCCCGGUGCUCACAGCCCAGCGCGGAGCUGCUUCUUGCCAGCCGUGUCCCAGACAAAGAAGUGGCUGGAAAAAAUGAGCUACUUGAGGCGUGCCCAGAGAUACUCAGAAACGAGAUGGAAUACAGCUAAGGAAUGGAUGAAAAGGACAUUCACCGGAUCAAGAAAGGAGGAAUCUCACCCUGGGUUUAGCUACAGGGACCAAAGGGAGGAGCCUUUCUGUGCAGGAAGGAGAGAGAGUGACGAGACCAAGAAGGCCGUGGAAUCCAAAAUACACGAGGCCUUCCAGGACCUCAACAAUGAAAUGAAAGCUUUGCAUGAAGAUUUCAAAAACUUAGAGUCCAAACAGAGUGAGGAGAUCAGAGCAGAGCUGGAGAAGAACUCAGGAUAUGUAGAGGAGGAAAUUGCAAGGGCCAUGAAAGCCAAGAUGAAUAUGAAACUCCGGGAGCUCUCCCGAAGAAUCCGAAUUGUGGCAGAAGAUGUAGAGGAAUGGCCAGAGACCACAAAGGAUGAGCUUCAGCUUUUCAGAGCAGAACUGGAGAAGAACUCAGGAUAUGUAGAGGAGGAAAUUGCAAGGGCCCUGGAAUCCAAGUUGAAGAAGAGCUUCCGGGAGCUCUCCCGAAGAAUUCGAACUCUGCAACAAGAUGUAGAGGAAUGUCUGGAGACUACAAAGGAUGAGCUUCAGCUUUGCAGAGCAGAACUGGAGAACAACUCAGGAAACAAAGAGGAGGAAAUUGCAAGGGCCAUGGAAUCCGUGUUGAGGAAUACCCUUCAACAGGUCUUCCAAGGAAUUACAAUUGUGGAAGAUGUAAAGAGGGCCAUAAAGCAUGGGCUUCUGCUUCGCCAUGCAUAGGUGCAGAAGAACUCAGGAAACUCAAACAACUACAAGACAACAUGAAGAAAUUGACUGUGAAUGAUUUGGGCUUUGAUGAAUGGUUUGAGGGAUGGGGAAUAACUGGAUGGUUGAAAGAUCUUAAAGGGAGCUUUGUUAUUAUUAGUAGUCAUUAUUAUAUUGCUUUGUAUUAUUCCAUGCCUAAUGAAAUUGGUGACCCACUUGGUAGAAAAUACAAUGAAAAGGGUUUGGCUGGUGCAAGAAGAAGAAGGGGGAAUUGUAGCAAUGUAUCUGAACAACUUAGGCCACUCUGUGCACCAGCCAUACUGCUUGUAGUUAUUCUUAUCAGAGCCCUCUGGAAUUCAUCAAGGUUACUAAGAUAUAAACUGUGCACAAUUGAGAAGGAAGAGGCUGAGAAACAGAAUACCAAGACCACAAGAACCAGAUAACAGCAGGCUGAGAACCGCCUGGACUGUAACCAAUCACAUACUCUGAGAAUUGUGUGCAGAAGGCAUGGACAAGACAGAGGCACCAAUGAAGAAGAGCGUGAUCAGUGUGUGCAGAAGGGUUAGAAUGUAUAAAUAAGUCAUAAGGUAAACAAUAAACGGCUUCUGCUAAUCAGA